AUGGACGCCACCAACAGAAGCUCCGCCUCGGAUCUUGUGACCUCGUCGACCGGAUCCAGCCGGUCCCCGCUGCUGCUCCAAGAUCCUCAUCUUCCACCUCCAGAAGAGCACCUGCUCCUCGUGCGGUUACCCGGCCGCCCGCAUCCGCAAGUAUUCUCUUCAUGUGAGUCCCAGUCUUGGUUCCUGGUUCUAUUCAUGUUGCUUCUGUGGAACAGCUUCAGGAAGGAGUACAAGGAGAAGCAACCUAACGUCAAGCAGGUCUCUGUGAUUGGCAAGGCCAGUGGUGAGAAGUGGAAGUCCAUGAGUGAUGUUCUGGAGAACGAAAAGCAUGCAGGUGCUCUACUCUUGCACACGUCUGGCACCAUCUCUGGCGCGGUGGUGCUUCUUGAGGCGACCGGCGUGAUGACGGCUGUGUACGGCAGCAACCACAAGCUCUCCGUUAAUAGUAAUUGGCUUCUACGUGAUGGUCUGGGACUAGUUUUUGGUGAUGUGGAUAUACUUUGUGAUUUAAAAUUACUAAUAUGUGGUCUGGUGUCAUAUUAUGGUCUAAUAUUUUUUGUUUUGACUCUUUCUUCGGUGCGAGGAAAGCUGUGA
Triticum dicoccoides is the source of this 594-nucleotide messenger RNA. RefSeq lists its product as uncharacterized. Lineage: Eukaryota; Viridiplantae; Streptophyta; Magnoliopsida; Poales; Poaceae. The transcript is spliced from 8 exons. The record is from RefSeq and is a predicted model, not a curated record. The coding region runs from base 1 to 594 and encodes 197 amino acids.